GUGCUAUUCCUGAAGCCAUUCUACGCAGCGCAUCUGUAUGCUGGGAAUCAGCGCUGGGUGUGUUUGUGUGCCGCGUUCGUGCGAUGUGUUAUCAAGAUCCGCUGCUUUUUUCUCACUCGGCGCCGUUUUUCUCUGUCUGUUUAACGUAAUCUCAACUCGCAUAUAUCCCAUCAGAAGAGUACCCAGCCAUUCAGAGUUCACUGGUUUCAAGGAGAGGAUGGCCCAUGUGGAGGAAUCCCACACUGAAGGGGAGAGCAGCCCGCAGAUGGUCUCCUUAAGGUCAGAUGUGUCGGUGAGCCAAGGGAACGAUGGAGAAGUGGGACCAUCCAUGAGGAGGAAGAGGAGGAAGAAGAAAGAGCCCCGUCCAGGGUCCAUCAUCGUGUACCGCUCUGAAAUGGAGAGAGCACCAGGAGAGGAGCAGAGCGGGGAGGAGGCAGGGGAAAGGAGCCUGGAGGAAGGAGCCAAGUUCCUGGGAACACCAACAGGAGAAGGAGGAGACUGGAACCUGCCUCCAGACAGCCGGUAUGUCACGCUUACUGGCACUAUCACAAGAGGAAAGAAGAAGGGUCAGGUGGUAGAUAUACAUGUGACUUUGACAGAGAGGGAAAUCAGAGAUCUGGCCAAGUCCAAGGAGCGUCUCAAUGCAGAGUGCGAGGCCGGAGAAGGGUCCAAACGCAACUGUACCUUAGGAGUGUGCCAGGGACCCCACGUGGUGCUGUGGACCAUCUCCUGCGCUCCUGUGGUUUUUCUCCUUUCCUUCAUCACCUCCUUCUACUACGGCACGCUCACCUGGUACAAUGUCUUCCUAGUGUACAACGAGGAGCGGACGUUCUGGCACAAGAUUACCAUUUGCCCCUUUCUCAUCAUCUUCUACCCUGUGCUCAUUAUGCCAGUGGCGCUGUCUCUGGCUCUGUACUCAGCCGUGGUGCAGGUGUCCUGGGCCUUCAGUGAGUGGUGGCAGGUGGUGCGAGACCUGGAGAAAGGCUUUUGUGGCUGGGCUUGUGGGAAGUUGGGGCUGGAGGACUGCUCACCUUACAGCAUUGUGGAGCUACUAGACUCAGACACGGUUUCUGGGACUCUGCAGAGCAAGGCGCCCAGUGAAAUCGCUCAGACAUCAUCAGUUUGAAGAAGCGGAUGUUGAUUUCAUGGCACAUAGUGCCUGGUAAUGAUAUUCAUUGGGUCUUUUCACACUUUGUCAGGUUGCAACCACAAGCUUCAAUGUAUUCUGUUGGUGUCAUAUGUGAUAAAUCAACAUAUGAGUACCUUUAUGCACUUAAAGAUGCAGACAAGUUUUAGUAUAUCUUGACAGGUUUUGCACAUCUUGAGAAGCAAUUUCUUCAGAGUUAACAUUCUUCUCUAGGUUUUCUACUGUACUAUUUCCCUGCUCAAGUAAUGAACCAGACAGUGUUCUACAAGGUGCUCAAGGUUUGGGUGUUUUAUAAUCUAGACCUGCUUUAUGAUUCUGAGCUUUUUUUUACCAAUGUCCCUUGACCUUCAUACUGUUUGUCUUUUUUUUAUAUAGCGCCAAUCCACAACACCUGUCAUCUAAAGGCACUUUCCAGAGAUUAUUAAAUCAGAUCCGACUGGUAGGGGUGGGUAUUGCCAAAGGAGUCACGAUUAGAUUCGAAUCACGAUUCACAGGCCACGAUGCGAUUCUAUCACGAUGCAUCACGAUACUUGAAUUAUUGCGAUGCAUUGCAAUAUUUUCUCCUC
Messenger RNA from Cyprinodon tularosa, 1713 nucleotides. It is a transcript of the gene tmem169b, whose product is annotated as transmembrane protein 169b. The coding region runs from base 38 to 1126 and encodes 362 amino acids. NCBI's taxonomy places the organism in Eukaryota, Metazoa, Chordata, Actinopteri, Cyprinodontiformes, Cyprinodontidae. The transcript is spliced from 3 exons. The record is from RefSeq and is a predicted model, not a curated record.